Molecule: messenger RNA, 2241 nt
Organism: Aspergillus affinis
Lineage: Eukaryota; Fungi; Ascomycota; Eurotiomycetes; Eurotiales; Aspergillaceae
Exons: 4
Coding region: 1-2241 (746 amino acids)
Source: RefSeq, a predicted model, not a curated record
AUGCUGGAUAUAUUCCAAGCAGCGCCAGAGGGCAACUUGUUGAAGAGCUUGCUCCGCCACCAACUGGAUGAACCCGUCCCACAUUUCGAUUCGUCCGGUCGUUCGCGCUCUCUGUUCCCCAUUAACCCCGAAGAUCGACAUAUCCCGGUUGGCAAGGACCGCUGCUCUCUGCUGGAUCUAGCCGGUAUGGUCUCUCAUGCGAAAUACCGCGGCUUGCUUUCCAGCGUGGGGAUGAAGCCACGAGGAUCGGAUUCGGGCUCUAUGGCGCGGGUGAUAGAGAGGGUGAAGUCAAUAAAGCUGGGGAGAGCAGACAGAAUAAAACAUGAGAGUCAAGAAGGGACGCAAAAUUUGAAGGACAUGGAUCCCAUAACGGGUCCUCCCGCAGAAGGCGAUAUUCCGGCGUUUUUCCGCCAUCGUGCAGAGAAGAAUUCAUUCGGGGAUGAGCAUAUGGCGUUGAGAAUUGGUCCGUUGGUUAUCGAGAACGGUGUUGAGAGUACCAAGUCAGAUGCCCUGAUAACCCUAAGAGAGCCGCCUGUUUUCCAUGAAUGUUUUGAGCACGCAGCAAACCAGCCAGCUCUCGCGGUAGAGGGCACUCCAGAGAGGCUUCUCUGGCAGCAACUGAGCCGGCCAGUCAGUCAGCCCAAGCGAUACAAAGCCAUAAUGAAGCAAGUAGCGGGCGUGCCGUUCUCCGGACUCGAGUCCGAGCAGGAUCGGGAGCAGGAGAUCAUCAAGCUCGUAGUAGAGGCGAGUCAAUCGGCCACUGUUUCUUCAGAGUCAGAUCUACAGCAACACCCCGACUCGCACAUCUCGCAAAUCCUCGACCAGCUCCAGGAUCUCUUCCUCCGACGCGUGAGAGUCUACCUCUCCAGCAUCACAUCCCAACUUCUCAACCCAUCAACCUCACUAACAUGGAACCCGAUAACCAACACCAGUCACUCCUUCUGCGCCUCCCUGUUGGAUCCAACUCUGUUCACUCCUUUAGUCAACGGACCUCCCAUCAACCCUAACAUCGACACCUACCCCCUCUACCUGAUCAGCUUCUACACCCCUCCUCUCCAACCCAGCCAACAUCCCAUGACCGAAACUCCAAUCCCAAGAACCAAACACGACAUCCCCCCAGGCCACAUCCAAGAAUCCCUCAUCCAACCCUCCACCUCUCCCUCCUCCGACCUCAUCGACUCCCUAACCCACUACUUCACCGACUGGGCCUCCUUCCCUCGACCCCUAUACCCCCACCAACUGCUCUUCCCAUGGGACUGCACAGAAGGAUACGCCCGAUGCCCGAUGGCAUGCGGAGAGUGCACCCUAAGCACACACGUCUGGGCUUUUCCGUUCGACUCCUGGUCGCUCGUUUCUUUGCACUUGGGCAGAGAGAAACAUCUUUACCCGUUCUUGCAGGGCGGAGACUAUAAUCACCUUUCAUUGCGGAGGGCGAUUCACGCACAGAUUCAACCAUCAGGAUUAGAUGCGGAUCCAGAUCCGUCUCCAAACUCAGUCCCCCAAAUCCACGAAGAAUGGAUCCAAAACCGCCUGUCUAUCCUGCACGCCUCAUGGAUCCUCGCACGAACAGCAAGUAGCAUGGCACAAUCUCUCUCCUUCCGGAAAUCCACCACUUGGAUACCCAACCCAUCCUCCUCCACCCUCCCUGCCAUGUCCACAGUCAAACAGGCGGAAUCCACCGCGCCCAACCGAAUAGCCAUUACUUCGAGUGCGGCACAAACGCACAUUACUUCCUAUCUGCGUAGGCGUGGUAAGAUACAGACACAAGGAUGGUCGUCAAGGACGCUGAAAAAGAAGAACUGGGCGGGGUCAGGGGAUCGAUCCUGUAAAGGGUUUGAAGGAGAGGAUAGUACGCGCUUCACAGGGAAAUUUCAGAUCUUUUACAAUGCGUCGUAUACACCUGGGUCUGGAUCUGCUGGGGUGGAUGGAAGAAGCGAGUGCGUGGAUGCGCAGUUCGGGAGCAUAGUUGGGUUGACGGGUAUAGGUCAAUUUGGUGGAGAGAAAGCAUAUGAUCCGGCGAUGGAUCCGGGGGUGAAUUGUGCGAGUGGAUGCGGCAGUUCGAGUAUGCCGAGUGGUGAUGGAUCUGGGUCUGGCGGUGGAGGAGGAUGGGGUGAUGGCGGCGGUGGUGGUUAUAGCGGAGGAGGCGGCGGAGGAGGCGGUUCUAGUAGCGGAGGAGAUGGUGGUGGAAGCAGUGGGGGAGGGGAUGGAGGAGGCGGCGGAGGGGGAGAUGGGGGAGGAUGA